CACUUUUCUAUCACCGUUGGAACUUGAAUGUUUUAUCUAAUACGAGAGUACAGUAGACCUAUCAGUCAUGGAUCAAGAGCGCCCAAUGAGAAGUGUUUCUUGUAUACCUGUAUUUUUACCAUGAAUGCUGUGGCAUCAGAAAUCGCAGUCUAGAGAGAGAAAGAGAUAGCAACUCACACACAGUUUGGGGAAAAGGGUGGAGGAAGGAGGUGCUCGAAGAAUGAAAGUGUGUGCCAUCAGGAGAGCAAAUCUAAGAGAAGUAGUACACUUACCAACACCGAGACUUCAAAAGGAGAACUGGGUUUGUUCUUCUUCUUCUUCUACUCAAACAGAAGAAAAUGGGCAACUGUGGUACUAGAGAGGAAUCUGCUGUUGUUUCUCAUGCUCAUCAAGCAGUUCAGCAGCUCCACAUGAUAUCGAUGCCAGGUAGAACUGCUGGUGCUCCUCCAGAGAGGAAGCAGAGUCGGUCCACCUCAGAUCUGUGCGAUCCUUCUUUGGCGACAUUGAACAUUGAGGACUCUAGGAAGAAUGCUGUGCUCUAUACCCAUGUCAUUGCAUUUACCCUAUUCGAGCUCGAAACCAUUACUAAGAGCUUCCGACCGGACUACAUUUUGGGGGAAGGUGGUUUUGGAACUGUGUACAAGGGUUACAUAGAUGAGAAUGUGAGGGUUGGCCUCAAAUCUCUUCCUGUUGCUGUCAAGGUCCUCAACAAGGAGGGCCUUCAGGGCCACAGAGAAUGGCUUACGGAGGUUAACUUUCUCGGGCAGCUCAGGCAUCCUAAUUUGGUGAAGUUGAUUGGAUAUUGCUGUGAGGAUGAUCACAGAUUACUUGUUUAUGAGUUCAUGUUCCGAGGAAGCCUUGAGAACCACUUGUUCCGAAAGGCAACUGCUCCAUUAUCUUGGUCAACAAGAAUGAUGAUUGCUCUUGGGGCGGCGAAAGGGCUUGCUUUCCUUCACAAUGCUGAAAGGCCUGUUAUCUAUCGGGAUUUCAAGACCUCUAAUAUAUUGUUAGACUCUGAUUAUACAGCCAAGCUUUCUGAUUUUGGGCUUGCAAAAGCUGGGCCACAAGGUGAUGAGACCCAUGUAUCAACGAGGGUGAUGGGUACAUAUGGUUAUGCUGCCCCCGAAUAUGUAAUGACUGGACAUCUGACUGCCAGGAGUGAUGUAUACAGUUUUGGAGUUGUUCUUCUAGAGCUAUUGACAGGAAGAAAAUCUGUUGACAAGACAAGACCAAGCAGGGAGCAGAGCUUGGUGGAUUGGGCGCGGCCAAAGCUUAAUGACAAGAGAAAAUUGCUGCAAAUAAUAGACCCUAGAUUAGAUAAUCAGUACUCAGUAAGGGCAGCACAGAAAGCCUGCAGCUUGGCAUACUAUUGCCUAAGCCAGAACCCCAAAGCAAGGCCCUUAAUGAGUGAUGUGGUUGAUACUUUAGAGCCUCUACAAAGCGGCAAUGUUGGCACAAACGAAGUUACUUUAUCAUUGUCAUCAACCCCUGCCCUGAUGGGUGGUGGUGGUCCAUUUGCCAUGGGGGCCAUCCCUGAUCACCGAAUGCGCAAAUUGGCUGGCAGUGUUGGUGCUGAUGCUUUUUGUCGGUCUCCGAACCCUAAUUAUUCAUCGGGCAGCCCUGCAGCAUGUCGGGUUAGAUGAGAAAUGUCACAUAUUUGUACAUCUUUUUUGUGUGCCUUUCUUCUUUCACCCCCUUGUGAAAUGACAAAAUUUGCUUGUUAAAACAUGGGCGCAUUUUCUGUUUUGUACUCGAUGAUGUACAUGGUAAUGGUGACCCAGGCCUGUGUUAAUUAUUUCUGUCCUGACAUUUCCUCUUUUCAAUGUCUUGUGGUGGUUCUUUACCAGUUAAAUUACAAUGUGAAAAGCUAUAUUGUAAUUGCCGUUGUAGGUAAAUGCCAAAUUCUAUAAUUAAAUUUUUGUUUUCUUUUUC
Messenger RNA from Cornus florida, 1932 nucleotides. RefSeq names its product probable serine/threonine-protein kinase PBL8. The transcript is spliced from 6 exons. The record is from RefSeq and is a predicted model, not a curated record. The coding region runs from base 339 to 1643 and encodes 434 amino acids. Gene Ontology annotation, molecular function: protein kinase activity; ATP binding. Gene Ontology annotation, biological process: protein phosphorylation. NCBI's taxonomy places the organism in Eukaryota, Viridiplantae, Streptophyta, Magnoliopsida, Cornales, Cornaceae.